AAUAUCACUACAGAAGCCCAGUGAGCUUCAGACUUCAGUUGAAGACAUUACCAGAAUAUUUCAGCUCUUAACUUCCCAAGGACACAGAGACUCCAGAUGGCGGCUCUUUUGAUGAACCUGAAGCAGCCGAACUGCAUCUACAUUUAUGUGUAUCUGUGUCUGGCAACCCUUGCUGUGGUGAACGCAGAGGAAACGUUACAGCCCAAACCCAGUGAGACUAGGACUGAGGAAAGAUUUAAUGUCUUACCACCCAGAGGAACUGCAAAGACUCCAGCCCAUCCAAUGGAAGUAGCAGCCCUCGGAAGACCUUUGUUUCCCGGUAUGCUGUAUGACCUUCGCAGGGAUUCCUUCAUUCCAGGUGUUACUCUGUGGGAUAAGAAAUCACUGAGUGAAGAUUUGGACAGUCAUCCACAGCCCAGAACAGUUGUGAUGGUCCAUAGCUCUGACUCUCUCUCAAGUAAAUUCGAUCUCCUGGAUGUAAGUGCUUCCCUAAAGGCCAGUUUCUUGGGGGGGCUUGUGGAGGUGAGAGGAUCCGCCAAGUACCUUCAUGACACCAAAUCCUCCAACCAACAGUCCAGAGUUACAGAAUAUUUCAGUGAAACCACAAGAUUUGAACAACUCACUAUGAGUCAAAUGGGCCAGAUCACCAACCCUCAGGUGUUUGAGCAGAAAACUGCAACUCAUGUGGUCGUUGCUGUGCUGUAUGGAGCUCAGGCAUUCAUGGUGUUUGAUCUGACAUUUUCAGAAGAGGAAAACAAGCAGGAGGUUGAGGAAGAACUGAAUGUUAUGGUCAAAAAGAUCCCUGAGUUUUCUAGUGAGGCAAAUGCAACUUUAAAAAUGACUGAUGCUGAAAAGAAAAUGGCUGAGAAGAUCGCCUGCACAUUUCACAGUGACGUCCACCUUAAGCAGAACCCCACCACAUACAUGGAGGCCUUGAGUUUGUACAAGACGCUCCCUACUCUGCUGAAGAAUCCACAGAAUCAAGUUCCUGUAAAAGUCUGGCUUUAUCCUCUUCAUCUUUUGAACUCAAAGGCAGCUCAGGUAGAGAGAGAAAUCAGUACAAGUGUGGCUCUUGAAACCGAAGCUAUAAUCGAGGAGCUGGGGGAGGCAGAGAGGAAAUACAAUGAGCUGUCAGGAAACACACUGGUUAAUAGUUUCAAAGACAUUAAAGAGAGGCUGCGCUCAUUUCAGAAAUCAUUUAGCACAUACAAGUCAAUGCUUGUGGAAGCAGUUGGCAGGGUCUUGUCUGCUAUUCGAGGAGGAGAGGAGGAGGAGAAGUCUCUGAAAGACAUCCUGAAGAUCCACAGGAGCUCCCCAUUCGGUGCUGAGAUGCUUAACCAGUGGUUAAAUGAUGCAAAGACUGAACUUCACAUCUUGAGUUCUCUCACCAAGUCACUGGAUGGGAUCAAAAUUGAAGACUCAGACCACUUCAACACCAUCCUUCUUAAUCCUGAUUUUCCUGAAGUGAUUUGCUUUACCUUCACAUCUUUGAACUAUAAAGACCCAUAUCUUUCAGUCUUGAAAAAGUUCCUGAAAUCUGACAGAUUUACAGAGCUAGAAGGGAAACUUGACAUGAUUUCUGUGACACCUAUCAGAAAGUGGUUUAAUGAUUUUGAUCUUAUCGCAAAGAUGAGAUUUAACAUCAAUGUCUUCAAAGGUUUACCAAAGCUGUUUGAGGGAAAGAAAGUCCUUUUUGUUAUUUCUGCCAUCUCAGAUCCCUCCAAUUCAGGUUCCUCCAUCUAUCUGUAUGAAGAUGGAAAACUGAAGGACAAACAAGCGCAGAAUUCUUUCAGUGUGCUUUCAGGAUUGGAGAACUGAUUCAGGGAAUUCUGUUAAAAUGAAUCUCAGAUUCAAUAAGUGAUUUAUACACAAACAUUAAAUGUCAUUUUCAUUAUUAAAGCACCUCAAAUUUCUCAGUAAACCUUGUUUUUGCUAAUAUCGUGCUCUAAGGCACUGUCUACUGUCCAAGCUGUGAGAAAAUUUACAUAGAUAAAGUAUUGCCCAGGGUUUGAAAUGCUUGCACAUCCCACCAGUGCCAUGUCAACUGCAUCUCAUUUGUGUAAAAAAAAUAUUGGAGAUGAAUUCAGUAUUUA
Messenger RNA from Megalobrama amblycephala (Wuchang bream), 2093 nucleotides. RefSeq names its product neoverrucotoxin subunit beta-like. The record is from RefSeq and is a predicted model, not a curated record. The coding region runs from base 97 to 1818 and encodes 573 amino acids. Lineage: Eukaryota; Metazoa; Chordata; Actinopteri; Cypriniformes; Xenocyprididae. The transcript has 5 exons.